AGCCCCUGCUCCCUUCAGCCCCGAGUUUGAACAAUGUCCUCCAGCCACAGCAACCCAGGGAGCCUCUGAUCGCAGCACAGCCUUGGACUUAUUUCAAGGGAAAUUAACCCGGAAACCCCUCCGCGAGACUGUAAUCCUAAGCGUAUGCCCCUGGAAAAGGUAGGGAUGAGCACUGCCCUGAACUACAAGUCCUUCUCCAAAGAGCAGGAAACCAUGGAUAACCUGGAGAAACAGCUGAUUUGCCCCAUCUGCUUGGAGAUGUUCACCAAGCCUGUCGUCAUCCUGCCCUGCCAGCACAACCUCUGUAGGAAGUGCGCCAGUGACAUCUUCCAGGCCUCCAACCCCUACCUGCCGACCAGAGGAGGCACAACUGUGGCAUCGGGAGGCCGCUUCCGCUGUCCCUCGUGCAGGCACGAGGUGGUCCUCGACCGGCAUGGCGUGUACGGGCUGCAGAGGAACCUGCUGGUGGAGAACAUCAUCGACAUCUACAAGCAGGAGUCCACAAGACCUGAAAGGAAGUGUGACCAGCCAAUGUGUGAAGAGCAUGAAGAUGAGAGAAUUAAUAUCUAUUGUUUGAACUGUGAAAUACCCACCUGCUCCUUGUGCAAAGUCUUUGGUGCCCACAAAGACUGUCAAGUUGCUCCUCUCACAAAUGUUUACCAGCAACAGAAGUCUGAGCUGAGUGAUGGCAUUGCAGUCCUUGUGGGGAGCAACGACAGAAUGCAAGGGAUAGUCACGCAGCUGGAGGAGACCUGCAAGACAGUUGAGGAAUGCUGCAGACGACAGAAAGAGCAGCUGUGUGAAAAAUUUGAUUAUCUCUAUUCUGUACUGGAAGAAAGAAAAAAUGAGAUGACACAAAUAAUCACUAGAACCCAAGAGGAGAAACUGGAACAUGUCCGCUCCCUGAUGAAGAAGUACGCAGAUCAUUUGGAAGCUGUGUCAAAGCUGGUUGAAUCAGGAAUCCAGUUUAUGGAAGAACCAGAAAUGGCUGUGUUUUUGCAGAAUGCCAAAACAUUGCUACAAAAAAUUACUGAAGCAUCUAAAGGAUUUCAAAUGGAAAAAAUAGAGGAUGGAUAUGAAAAUAUGAACCAAUUCACAGUGAACCUCAGUAGAGAAGAAAAGAUAAUACGAGAAAUUGAUUUUGACAGAGAGGAGGAGGGAGAAGAGGAAGAGGAGGAGACGGUGGAUGGUGAAGAGUUGGAUGAAGUGCACACAGAGUCAUCAGGAGGGGAGGAGGUGGAGGAAGAGGUGGAGGAGGAAGGGGCUGAGACAGCACCACAGCCACCUCAGCAGGACCCAAAACCACAGAGCACAGCAGGAGAGCCCCCAGCCGAACCCUCUGCAGUGCCACUGCCUGCCACCCCAGCUGGCCAGGAUGAGGUUGUGACACCAAGUGGUUCUCAACAGACCCCAGAGUCUGACACUCAAGUGCCGGCCACAGCAGAAGCCACCGAUCCUUUGUUUUACCCUAGCUGGUAUAAAGCUCAGUCACGGCAACCAAGCAGUCCAAGCUCAACCCCAGUGAGUGGGCUGGGGACAGUAGGGCCUCCUGUUUCUCUGGAAACAAGUGCAAAGAAGGCAGAAGCCCCAGCAACAGCAGCAAUCGAGGAGAGUGCACCGGGGAGUGGUAAGGAAAGUAAUUCCACUGCAGUGAUGUCCAAGACUGGUUCUGAACUGUCCCCUCAAGGACAAGUGGAGGAAACUCCCGUGAGCAACGAGAGGGAUGAUGAGCCGGCUCGUCAUAUCUUCUCCUUCUCCUGGUUGAACUCACUGACUGAAUGAUGACUCACUCCGGCUGGCUUCUGGUGUGCUUCUCCUCAGAAGGACCACGAGCGCCCGCAGCCUGGCUGCAGUCAGCAAAGAAACUGCCCUGGAAAGGGACAUCCAAGAGGGUUUUGUUCCCAGGAACUCAAGUUGGCCUCCACAUUGUACCCAGCCCUUGAGAUGACAGUCCUGAGAAAGACAGGGACAUGGGGACAAAUUACUAUUGUACUCAGAGUGUUUUUCAAUAAUUUCUUGUUUCAAAGGGGAAAACAGCAUCACUUCAGCUGUAGGCUGAGCACUGCUAGUGUUUUGUCACUCACUUUCUGGCACAUCCAUGUGUAGGUGUAAAUGCUUCACCACUGUUAGCUAAAAUGCUGGUCUGAGAUUCACUAGUAGCAUCCUUUACCAAAACAGUGUUUCUCCUCAGUACCCUCCUGCAUCCCCACUCGUCGGUGCUCUGGUGACUUCAGUGACACUAUCACACCCUCGGCAGCCUCAAGCCAGGGUUGUGUCUGAGCUCAUCCCUGCAGCCACUUGUAUUCCCACAGCACUGGUGUCUCCCCGGCUGCGGAGGUUGAACACAGGAUGGGAGAGAGAAGCUGCCAUCUCUCCCUUCCCACUUGCUCUUCCUGCUGAGCCACCACAAAUGACCCUCCCAUAGAGGUUAUUUGUAGGGAAGGUGCCCAGCAGCAGGGAUGAGCAAGAUGCGCAUGCUGAAAGCACUGGCCAAGCCCCUGCACAUGAUUGCAGAACACAGCUCUGAGCCCGUAGGGCAGAUGCUAGAGUGCUGCCCACAUCUGUCCAGCCAUAAUGUGUCUGCACUUUCUCAGUCAUCCUUGUGUGUCAGAAAACAGACGUGUUCUUGCACAAAACCAGAACGGGAUGAGGUGGUCACAGGUUUAAUUUGAAGGCCUCAUGGUGAGCUGUAAAAAAGGUAAAUGUGAAAUGUCCUGUUCUGUGUGCAUGGCAGGUGCUGAGCCGCCUAAUGAAAUCAAAUUCAUGUCUUAAAAGUUCUGCAAGUUGUACUGAAGGUGACACUCUGCAAGUAUUGUCAUCGAGGACAGAGUGUCAGCACUCAGUAGUGAUUAAGGGAGAUAAGCAAGUUGCUGGGAGUCCUUGGUGCCAUAGGGGGCCAGGCAUCAAGCUCUGCACUAGGGUUAAGCACAGAUCUUUCUGGGAGUCCGGAGCCUGGCCUUGGACAUACCAUUUGGGCAGGGGACUGUGUGGGGCCAUAGGCCUGUGCUGAGCUUCAGCAGGACUGGUGAGCUUGUGGUGCAGACCCCAGGCAGGUUAGGAGGCUGUGAGGCAUCAACCCCAAGCCUGGCCUCUCCUCACUGCCAGGCUGAGCCACCUUAGCCUUCAUUGGUAUCUGUGUUGCCUGGAAAAUACUCUUGUGGGAGUUUUGGAGAGCUGCACAGGCGAGCUCCCUGCAAAGCUUUGGGACUUCCACAGCCACCACCACCUCAUUGCUCUGGCUGCUGGAGCAGCUUUUCCUGGGAUUUGGUUUGGCGUGAGGGAUUUUCUGGAAAAUAUGGAGGUCUUUCCCCAGUUCCUCCUGUGAAGUGUCUUCAUAAGCACUGCCACCUCCCCAGCGCCCCUGGGAGGGACCCAGCUUGAGUACCGCCGCCAGGACGGGAGGAGCUGAAGUGGGGAAGAACCUGCCUUUUGGGGGUGCGGGGAGGACGAGCAGAGCCAGACCGAGAACACAACAGAGAGGCCGGAGCUCAGGUUUUCUCACCUCUGCACUCUGGCGGGAGGAGACUGCCCGACCCCGGCCGCAGCGGCAGAGGCCGGGGAGCCCCUCGGGGUGAAUCGGCAGGGCUGGGGGCAUCCACCGGCCCCCGAGCCCCCCGUUUCCCCCCGGUCCCCGGGAGCAGCCUGCUCCGAGGACUGCUGCGCCCGGGGCCAGCGGCACGUCGGGGCGCUUCGCCGGACAGCCCGCGGGGACCGGGGCUCCCGGGGCGGGGAGAGGAAACGCGUCCUCGGGGGGGAUUUAGGGCUCCCCUAGGCUCCGGGUGACCGCGGCCGUGGGUGCACACACCCCCCAAGCCCCCCCCCCCCCCGUUCUCCCCGCCCCGGUAAGCGCUGAGGGAGGUGGAGCAGCCCUCGGGCGUCCAGGCAAGAAAGUCUAUCAAGCCAUCUUUACUUUGCAGCUUUUAUUAAAAAUAUAAAUAUUAAACAUUCUCUUACACAACCAAAUCGACCGAGCGCUGAAAAGAUGUUUUAUUGUGAAAGUGUUUACAGGAAAAAAAAAGUGGAUUUAAAGUAGCUUACAGAGAUUCCCCCUCCCACCUCCCUGCCCCCAGCAGAAAAGUUAUCUGUCUUCUCGGCACCACUUCUUCCAAUGCUCACACAUCCCUACGUAGCGAUGGCACUAGAAUAACUGGGAAAUGGAGAAAUAAAUAAAGGUAGGGGAGGUUACGAACGACACUCGUGUUUCUGCACUUGGUACACGGUUGUGCAUGCUAGUCAAGGGACAGAGGCUGUUCGGAGUACACCCUUCUAGGUUUAAAGCUAUAUAAAAAUAAAGAGAUGACAUCAGAGCAGCACUAUGGUA
Pezoporus occidentalis (night parrot) is the source of this 4321-nucleotide messenger RNA. It is a transcript of the gene TRIM55, whose product is annotated as tripartite motif containing 55. The record is from RefSeq and is a predicted model, not a curated record. Gene Ontology annotation, molecular function: ubiquitin protein ligase activity; zinc ion binding. Gene Ontology annotation, biological process: protein ubiquitination. The transcript is spliced from 10 exons. Lineage: Eukaryota; Metazoa; Chordata; Aves; Psittaciformes; Psittacidae. Gene Ontology annotation, cellular component: cytoplasm. The coding region runs from base 145 to 1782 and encodes 545 amino acids.